UCCCUCUCUCUCUCCCUCUCUCUCUCCCUCCAUCCCUCCCUCUCUCUCUCCCUCCAUCCCUCCCUCUCUCUACUCCACUCUCUCUCUCCCCUCCCCCCCCCCCCUCUGAGAUGCACCUGUAUGAGCAGUGUUCUCUGGGCCAGUUGCCCCCGUUGCCCCCCAAGUCUUACCCCGUGGGAGGGGCUGUUGCCCCGGCUGACUCUCUGGUGCCCCCUGUCCCCCGCCGACCCCCCCGCACCCCCCCUGCGCCCCCCCAGGACCCCGCCCGGCAACAGCGGCGCUCCAGUCCACGACCCCACGGAACCGCACGCUGGACCAGGCAUUCCGCCACGGAACCGACAGCCCACCACGACUCCAAAGCGCAGGGUUCCCCCACCGCCUGCCAACAGCAGAUCUCUCUCCACAGACAGCUCUGAUGACUAUGAGGAGCCUGACCUCACAAACAGCCAGGAGCCCCUAGAUAUGGCUGACAAGGACGGCUUCCUGUCGGUUCCGCAGCAGAAGAUUCGCUACAGCUGUCUGUACAGUGAUGAUGAACUUCUGGAUGAUGAUGACUGUCCAUCAACACCAAACCGUCGUAAGUCGUGGCAGGACUACGGGCUGAGCACUCUCAAUAGCGGGAGUGUCUACCUUCCUCCGUCUGGUCGCCGGGCAACCACCCCCCCCGCAGAUGACCCCUCCUCCAGCCUCUCCACCGUCAUCAAGAUGGGCUGGCUGGACAAGAACCCGCCCCAGGGGGCACGGAUCUUCCAGAAGCGCUGGGUGAAGCUCGACUCUGAGUACCUACGUUACUAUGACAAUGACAAGGAGGUGUACUCUAAGAGGAUCGUCCCUACCUGUUGUAUCACUGAGGUGAUGUGUGUGGGAGACCUGAAGUUUGAGGUGGUCACCCAUAGCCGCACGUUUCUCUUCAGAGCUGACAAUGACACUGAGAGGACAGAGUGGGUGCGAGUGCUGCAGGAUGUGAUGUCGCCGCAGCAGGGUCAUGACUCGACCUUUAACCCCAUCGUGACCCCAGACAUGCAGGGCUACCUGGAGCUGCGAGGACUCCGCUCCAAACUCUACACCGUAGUCCACGCAGACAAGGUCUUCCUCUACAAGAACCACGAGGAUUAUAAGCUGGGUAUAGGCAUCACCAGUAUCGAUAUGAACGUGGGAAACAUUAAGGAGACGGACCGCAGAGCAUUCGACCUCACCACACCCUACAGGAUCUUCAGCUUCUGCGCGGACUCUGAGCAGCUGAAGGAGCGCUGGGUGUGUGUGAUGAGGGAGAGCAUUGCCGCGGCGCUCUCACACUCCGAGGUGGCCGAGAGGAUCUGGGCGGAGCCUUCCAACGCCCAGUGUUCCGAUUGCUCCGCCCCUCGCCCAGAGUGGGCCUCCAUCAACCUCUGCGUGUGUGUGUGCAAGCGCUGUGCAGGGGAGCACAGGAGUCUUGGGCCAAGCAUAUCUAAGGUGCGCAGUCUGAAGAUGGACCGGAAGGUGUGGACAGAGGAACUCAUACAGGUGUUUCUGCUGCUAGGCAACGAGCGGGCCAAUCAGUUCUGGGCGGCCAACGUGCCCCCGAGCGAGGCACUGAGCGCGUGCAGCAGCAGCGAGGAGCGACGACGCUUCAUCAGCGCCAAGUACCGGCAGGGCAAGUACCGCCGCUACCACCCGCUCUACGGGAACCAGCAGGAACUGGACAACGCACUGAGUGUGAAUGUCCAGUCGGAUGAUUUGUUGGAGACGCUGUCACUCAUCUUCUGCGGGGCGGAUGUGAACUGUUGCCGUGGCGACGCCGACUGUCCCUCCCCUCUGCUCCUGGCUCAGACCUGCGGCCAAACCCUGCAGCUGGAGCUGCUCACACACAACCGCAACACAGAGAUCCCGCGGCUGGAGGUGGGCGUUCCCAUGGACGCGGUGCACUACAUGGCUCCUCCCUCCAUCACACACAACGGCUUCCUGUUCAAGACCGCCUCCAUGGCUCGCCCAGUCACAGAGCGCAAGGCCAAAGAGGAGUUCAGUAGGCGUUGGUGUGUGUUGAAUGACGGCGUGUUCAGCUACUAUGAGAGUGAUAAGAAUGCCACGCCCAACGGUGGCCUCAAGAUGAAGGAGAUCGUCUGUCUGGCCGUCAACCCCCCCGACAAACACGGGUAUGAGCACACCUUUGAGCUGUACUCUGACGCUGAGCGCCUCUACCUGUUUGGUCAAGAUAACGUUGAUGUUGUCCGAGAGUGGGUCAAGUCCAUCGCCAAGUCGUUCAUCCCUGCGUGUGCCGAGUCGUUCCUGCAGCGGGACUUUGAGCGUGUGGGGCGCCUGCGCUACAAGGACAGCCUGCACCUGCAGAACCCGCGUUCCGGCUGGUUCUGUCUGGAGGGUUCCGCGCUGCACGUGUGCCUGGAGAACCGGCCCGCCGAAACCAUCCACCUGCACAAGCUCAAGGAGCUCUCAAUUCAGCAGGACAAUGAAGUUCUAGUGCUGGUAGAAAGAGGCAGGUCUCUGUAUGUGGAGGGCGAGCGCAAGCUGGAUUUCUCCGGCUGGUCUCAGGCCAUCCAGAGGGCAGCGGGCAGCUGUGGAGACUCACUGGGCCAGCAGCAGCUCACCGAGGCAGAUAUACCCGUGAUCGUGGAGCGCUGCAUCACCUACAUUACACAGUGUGGCCUGACCUCCGAGGGCAUCUACCGUAAGAGCGGCGUGAACAGUCGCGUGGCGGCGCUGCUGGAGUCUCUUCGUGUGGACGCGCGGAGUGUGUGGCUCAAGGACGGAGAGCAGCAGCUGGACGACGUGGCCAACGUGCUCAAGCGCUUCUUCAGAGAGCUGACCGAUGGCCUGUUCACCGCCGCCGCCGCACAGCACUGGCUCAACACCACAGCGCUGAGUGAUGACGUCAGUAAGAUCUCUAAGUAUCAGCAACUCUUCAGCAGCCUCCCCAGAGUUAACAAAGCCACACUACAGGCGCUCGUCAAUCACUUAUACUGUGUCCAGUGUUUUGCAGACGAGAACCAGAUGAAUCUCCAUAACCUGGCCAUUGUGUUUGGCCCCACCCUCUUCCAGACCGACGGCAAAGACUACAACGCUGGCCGAGUCAUAGAGGACCUCAUCCAGCAUUACAUCUCCAUCUUUAGCGUGGAUGAACUACAACUAAAGAAACAGCUGGAUGAAAUCUCCUUAAUCAUCAAAGUUCGUGAUAAUCUGAAACCUGCGCCACCUGGAGGCCAUUUCAUUUGCACUGUCUAUCUGGAGGAAAAGAAAGAAUCGGCUGAACAACUUGUGAAGAUCCCUGCUACUAUGAGUGCAUCUGAGUUAGUGUGUGAGAUUCUGGAUCGAAGGAAGAUCUCCGUCAGAGACAAGGACUACUGGUGCUGCUUCCAGAUCAACGAGAAGGAGGAGACUGAGCGUCCCCUGCACUUCCAGGAGCGGGUUCUCCCCAUCGUCCACUCUUUGGGCACAGAGAGCCACCUGCUGGUCAAGAAGCAUUAUAGCAUGGAGGCCAUGCUGGUGUAUCUGGCCAGUAAAGUGGACGUGGCCAAGCAUGGUAUGAUGCGGUUCCGGGAGGAGAGGAGUCUUCUUGGUCUGACCACGGGCAGCUUCAACGAGAGAUACUUCAUACUGACGCCCUCUUCACUCCGUCUGUACAAGGAAGUCCGGAGUAAUCGUGCCGAGAGGGAGUGGCCAGUGAAGUGUUUGAAGGUAUAUCUGGGCAUCAAGAAAAAGCUCCGUCCACCUACAUGUUGGGGUCUGACUGUGAUGUACGAAAGUGACAAACCUGACAAACAGGAGAGACAACAAUGGUAUCUGUGCUGUGAUACUCAGACUGAGCUGAGAGAGUGGUUCGCCACCUUCCUGAGCAUACAGCACGAGGGCAGUGUGUGGCCGGCUGAGGGCUGUAAGAUGCGGUCGAGUCGUUCCGUGGUGUCCGAGGCUCGCCUGGGUAACGUUUCUCUCAUCCCUCUCCGUGGCAACGAGAGUGACAUUCGGAACAGUGUGGCCGCCUUCACCGCCGACGCCCUCGCCCUUUUCAAAAACACAUGACAGGCCCCUCCGCAGAGUGACAGCAUGCUGAUCCCAGCACACAUGAAAACAUCCAUACACACACACACACACACACACACACACACACACACACACACACACACACACACACACACACUGUGCUAUGGAGAAGUCAGAAACAUCUCUGUUGUGGGAGGACAAAAGCGGAAGGAAAACAUGGAAAGAAUGAACGAUAGAAGACUGGAUGGAGGGAUGGAAGAACGAUAGAAGACUGGACAGAGGGAUGGAGGAACGAUGGAAGACUGGACAGAUUCCUUUCUUCUGGAGCUCUUCAUCUCCAUGUUACUGUGAUUGUACCUGCUCUACACACACACACACUCACACACACACUGACCUUGUCUUUGUCUAGUAUACUCCAUACUGUCUUCAUGCCUGCACACACACACACACACACACACACACCUUUUGUGUGUUGCAAUUAAUGACAGAUAGAGGUGUGUAUGCACAUUGUGUGUGUGUGUGUGUUUGUGUCUACACGUGUAUUUUAUUCAGUUAACAUGGGUUGCUUUUGAUGCAGAUUAUAUGUUUAAUUAUUCAAUUUUGGAUAAAUACCUAGCAUUUAGAAUGGCUAGUAUCUUUCAUGUCUUAUCUUUUACAUGAACAUACAUUCACACUCAAACACACACACACGCACAUACACUCACACACACACAUUUUAGUAACCUUAUGUCUUUUAUGUUGAUAUGUUUUGUUAUGAUAGAAGUUUAUUUAUUUUCUCUUUGUGAGUGAGUGUGUGUGUGUGUGUGUGUGUGUGUGUGUGUUUACACACAGUAGUGAAUGUGUGUAGUGUGCUCUUGUAUGAGGUUCUGUUGGAGCAUGCGUGUGUAUGUACGUACCUAUAUACAGUGUGUGUGUGUGUGUGUGUGUGUGUGUGUGAGUGAGUGUGUGUGUGUUUACGUAUAUUUACACACAGUAGUGAAUGUGUGUAGUGUGCUCUUGUAUGAGGUUCUGUUGGAGCCUGCGUGUUUGAGGGUCACAGACAAAGAGCGAGUGUGUGUGUGUGUGUGUGUGUAUGUAUAGAAAUGCAAUCAAUGUAAGUAUAGAACAUACAUCUGUACAUCAGCUCUCUUUCUCACACUUAUAUAGACGCCCGCGCGCGCACGCGCACACACACACACACACACGCACACACACACACACACACACCAUCCACACUACAGUGUAAACAUUCAUACGAAGCAAUCAGAAGAGUGUGUGACUUCCUCGUGUCAGAUGUGUGUAGAUGCCAAUAAAGAUUUGUAUUUAAACAGC
Messenger RNA from Sardina pilchardus (European sardine), 5283 nucleotides. Its product is annotated as arf-GAP with Rho-GAP domain, ANK repeat and PH domain-containing protein 1-like. NCBI's taxonomy places the organism in Eukaryota, Metazoa, Chordata, Actinopteri, Clupeiformes, Clupeidae. Gene Ontology annotation, molecular function: phosphatidylinositol-3,4,5-trisphosphate binding; GTPase activator activity. Bases 121 to 4011 code for a protein of 1296 amino acids. Gene Ontology annotation, cellular component: cytoplasm. Gene Ontology annotation, biological process: positive regulation of GTPase activity; signal transduction; regulation of cell shape. The transcript is spliced from 34 exons. The record is from RefSeq and is a predicted model, not a curated record.